GGCUGCGCCACGGUCACACUAGCAUUCGUCACUGGACUGGCGCUUGUAAAAUAAAAUUCCAGUUUUAUUAGUUUUUAAUGAAAUAGCAUAUAAAUAUGUCUUCAUUGGACGCAGACACCGUGCUGCUUAGCAUUUUGUUUUUGGUUGUAAUCGAGAAUGCUUUGGAGAUCUAUAUAUCGCUGCGGCAGGUGAAAGUGUACCGCACUGCACUUAAGGUGCCCGCCGAACUGACGUCACACAUGGGCGAGGAGACGUUUCACAAGGCGAGAAAAUAUGGUCUGGACCAGGAGAGCUUCGGCAUUUUUAAAGCAGUGGUCAUGGAUGUCGGCCUGCUAUGUCUAGAGUUGUACAUCGGACUGAUAGCCCUGCUCUGGCAGCUGUCCGUCCAGGUGGUGGAUAACCUGCAGUGGGACUCCAAAAACGAAAUCAUCGUCAGCUGCGUCUUCGUCCUGAUCUCCAAUGUUUUAAGCACAUUCAAAGGGCUGCCAUUCAAGAUCUAUAAGAUAUUUGUCUUGGAAGAAACACACGGCUUCAACAAGCAGACGGCACGGUUCUUUGCAUGGGAUCAACUCAAGGGCUUCCUGGUCACACAAGUCCUAAUGAUUCCUAUUACAGCAGCAAUUAUCUUCAUCGUCCAGCGCGGUGGCGAUAACUUUUUUAUUUGGCUGUGGAUCUUUACGGGUGUUAUCUCACUGGUUCUACUCACUUUGUAUCCGAUUUUCAUUGCUCCCUUGUUCGACAAGUACACUCCGCUGGAGAAGGGUGCAUUAAGGCAAUCCAUCGAGGAUCUGGCAGCCUCGCUUAAGUUCCCGCUCACAAAGCUGUUUGUGGUGGAAGGAUCCAAACGCUCCUCCCACAGCAAUGCCUACUUCUAUGGUCUUUGGAACUCAAAGAGGAUUGUGCUCUUCGACACCCUGCUGCUAAACAAAGGUAAAUCUGACGAAUCUGAGCUUUCCGAGGAAGAAAAAGGAAAGGGUUGCACCGACGAGGAGGUGCUGGCUGUUUUGGGACACGAGUUGGGACACUGGAAACUUGGACACGUCACCAAAAACAUCAUCAUCAUGCAGGUCCAUCUUUUCCUGAUGUUCCUGGUUUUCGGUAAUGUGUUUAAGUAUCCACCAUUCUACGUGGCCAUGGGAUUCCAGCCUGGCACUCGCCCCAUUCUCGUGGGCUUGCUGAUCGUUUUCACUUACGUCCUGGCCCCUUACAAUGCUCUUAUGAAUUUCGCCAUGACUAUCCUGUCGCGACGAUUUGAGUACCAGGCUGAUGAGUUUGCUUUCAAAUUGGGAUUUGCUGAUCAGUUAGGUCAGGCCCUUAUCAAGUUGAACGUGGACAACCUUGGCUUUCCCGUCUAUGAUUGGCUUUACUCCACCUGGAACCACUCACAUCCCACUCUGCUCCAGCGGCUAAAUCGCCUCAAGGAGCUGAUGGAAGAGAAGAAGCUAAACUAAGACCGCUUAUGUCACUGAAGACCAAAGUUUACACUGUUCCCUUUGUUUUAACGUACAAACAAUAAAGUAAGGGUUCUUACCCCAACCAAA
Molecule: messenger RNA, 1541 nt
Organism: Drosophila eugracilis
Lineage: Eukaryota; Metazoa; Arthropoda; Insecta; Diptera; Drosophilidae
Gene: ste24a
Product: CAAX prenyl protease 1 homolog
Exons: 2
Coding region: 96-1451 (451 amino acids)
Biological process (GO): CAAX-box protein processing
Cellular component (GO): endoplasmic reticulum membrane
Molecular function (GO): metalloendopeptidase activity
Source: RefSeq, a predicted model, not a curated record